Molecule: messenger RNA, 11873 nt
Organism: Hipposideros armiger (great roundleaf bat)
Lineage: Eukaryota; Metazoa; Chordata; Mammalia; Chiroptera; Hipposideridae
Gene: DNAH10
Product: dynein axonemal heavy chain 10
Exons: 66
Coding region: 4-10998 (3664 amino acids)
Biological process (GO): microtubule-based movement
Cellular component (GO): dynein complex
Molecular function (GO): minus-end-directed microtubule motor activity; dynein intermediate chain binding; dynein light intermediate chain binding
Source: RefSeq, a predicted model, not a curated record
GCCAUGGACGACCUGCGGGUGCUGUGGAUGCGCGACCGCGUGUACGGGGCCUUGGGCCUCACAGACCCUCAGCUCUUCGAGGAGCUGCUGUCCCGCGACGACGGCGAGGUCGAGGACCUCAUCCUGCACUUCCUCAACCGGACCAGCGACGAGGAGGGCGCCUCCACGCUCUUCUUCUUCCGCACCGUGGUGCCCGAGGAGGUGCUGGUGGAGACCGACGGCGGGACGCCUGCUACCUCUGAGAAGGAAGAUGAGAAAGAAGAAACUAGGUCUCAGAAAGCCGAGUCCGUGGAUAAAGAGUCAGUUAAGAGUGUGUGGCUGAGGAACAAUUCCAUUGGCACAGAGAAUGAAGAAGUGAACAAAGAGCAUUUAGAAAGCCUACCUGCCAAGAAAAUGGUUAAGCGCAUCGUGGACAAGAUGCAGCUCCACGUGCUUUGUACUCCUGUCCCUGAGCAGUUUCUGGACCAGAAUGUGGUGUUUUUUCUCAGAAAUACGAAAGAAACCAUCUCGGAAGCCAGCGACAUGAAGGAAGCGAUGGAAAUUAUGCCCGAAACACUGGAGUACGGGAUUAUAAAUGCGAAUGUGCUUCAUUUUCUGAAGGGUAUGAUAUGUCAGGUUUUCUUGCCAGCUUUGUCCUUUAAUCAGCACAAGGAUGCAGCCACGGCAUUCACACCCGGAGAAGUCUCUGGCUCUUUUGACCUUGCAAUGGACCACCUACCUAACUUGCCUGGGGAAGCAGUAGAAUAUCAUAGCAUUCAGUUAAUACGGGAUGAAUUUUUAAUGAACAUCCAGAAAUUUGCAAGUAAUAUUCAAAGAACAAUGCAACAACUUGAAGGCGAGAUCAAGUUAGAAUUGCCAAGCAUCAGUGUGGAGGGAGAGGUGUCUGAGCUCGCAGCUGACCCGGAAACUGUGGAAAUCUUGGAGCAAUGUGUGAUCAACUGGCUGAAUCAGAUAUCCACGGCUGUUGAGGACCAGCUGAAAAAGACACCUCAGGGUAAUGGUCCUCUGGCCGAAAUUGAAUUCUGGAGGGAAAGAAAUGCAACUCUGAGUGCACUCCAUGAACAAACAAAGCUUCCAGUAGUCAGAAAAGUCUUGGAUGUGAUCAAGGAAUCUGAUUCUAUGCUUGUGGCUAACCUGCAGCCCGUCUUAACUGAGUUAUUCAAAUUCCACAUGGAGGCCUCUGACAAUGUGCGGUUUCUCUCCACCGUGGAACGUCAUUUCAAGAACAUAACACACGGAUCUAGCUUCCACGUUGUCCUGGAGACCAUCCCCUCCAUGAUGAGCGCGCUGAGGAUGGUGUGGAUCAUCUCGCGACACUACAACAAAGACGAGAGGAUGAUCCCGCUCAUGGAGCGCAUCGCCUGGGAGAUCGCCGAGCGGGUCUGCAGAGUGGUGAACCUGCGGACCUUGUUCAGGGAAAACCGAGCGAGUGCCCAGCACAAAACCUUGGAGGCCAAGAACACCCUCACCAUGUGGAAAAAGGCCUAUUUUGACACCAGGGCCAAAAUCGAGGCCUCGGGGAGAGAAGCCCGGUGGGAGUUUGACCGAAAACGGCUGUUUCAGAGGACGGAUUACAUGGCCAUCAUCUGCCAGGACCUUUACGACGUCCUGCAGGUGAUGGAGGAGUUUUAUAACAUAUUUGGUCCAGAACUAAAGGCAGUAACAGGGGACCCCAAGCGCAUCGACGAUGUCCUGUGCAGGGUGGACAGCCUGGUCACCCCCAUGGAAAACCUGACCUUUGACCCCUUCAGCAUCACGUCCUCCCAGUACUGGAAAUAUGUGAUAGAUGACUUCAAGAUUGAAGUCCUGAUUAUUGAGAAAGAAGCAAAAAAUUUUAUCGACGAAUCUUUUAAGACACUUCGAUCAGCUGAAGCAGCAUUUGACAUGCUUUUAAAAUUUAAGCAUAUUCGUUCACGGGAGGCUGUUAACCGACAAAUGAUGAUGAAAUUUAAUGAUAUUCUUGCACAGUACUGUAAAGAGAUUGACAUCGUUCAUAAAAUCUUUGUUCAGAACCUCAACAACCCACCACUGUACAAGAAUCACCCUCCGGUAGCAGGUGCAAUCUACUGGGAGCGGUCUCUUUUCUUCCGGAUUAAGCACACCAUCCUCAGGUUUCAGGAAGUACAGGAGAUCCUGGACAGUGACCGAGGGAGAGAGGUAAAACAAAAAUAUUUGGAAGUGGGCAGGAUGAUGAAAGACUACGAAGAUAGGAAGUACCAGCAGUGGAAAGAGACAACACAACAGGUUCUACCAACCCUAAUGAAGAAGAGUCUGCUUACUAAGAUAUCUGGCACUGAAGAUGCUGCCAGCUACGAAAAGGGCGCUGUCUUCGUGAUCAAUUUUUCGUUUGCUCUCAGGGAGAUUAUUAUUGAAACAAAGUACAUGGAACAGCUGGGAUUUCCUGUUCCGGAAUUAGCAAGGAAUGUUGCUCUUCAGGAGGACAAAUUUCUUAGGUACACAGAGGGGUUGCAGCAGAUGCUGGACCAUUAUCACAUGCUCAUAGGCACGCUAAAUGAGGCGGAGUCCGUUCUCCUCGAGGACCAUUCUCAGGAAUUAAUACGCGUGUUUAGGUCUGGCUAUAAGAGGUUAAACUGGAACUCACUAGGUAUUGCUGACUACAUAGCUCGGUGCAAGCAGGCCAUUGGGAAAUUUGAGUCCCUUGUCCAUCAGAUUCACAAGAAUGCAGAUGACAUUGCUUCCAGGCUUACGCUAAUAGAGUCCAUAAAUCUCUUUAAAUAUCCAGCACCUAAAAGUGAGGAAGAACUGCCAGGUGUCAAGGAGUUCUUUGAGCACAUUGACCGGGAAAGGGCCAAAGAUGUGGACCACAUGGUCAGGUGGUAUCUGGCCAUUGGGCCUCUGCUGACCAAAGUCGAGGGCCUGGUCAUCCACACCAACACGGGCAAGGCCCCCAGGCUGGCCACCUACUAUGAGUACUGGGAAACCAGGAUUUACGAAGUCCUGACCAAGCUUAUCAUGAAGAAUUUGCAGUCUUUUAAUUUUCUAAUCCUUGGGAAUGUCCCUUUGUUCCAAAUGGAAACCAUUUUGACUGCGCCCGAGAUUAUCCUUCAUCCCAAUGCAAACGAGAUCAACAAAAUGUGCGUCCAGUGUGUCCGAAAUUGCGUGGAGAUCGCCAGGCAUUUUGUUCGAUGGAUGAACUGCAGCUGCAUCGAAUGCCCCCCUCAGAAGGGGGAGGAGGAGGAAGUUGUUACAGUAAGCUUUUACAACGACAUUGCCCUGAACCCUCAGAUAAUUGAACAAGCUGUUAUGAUCCCCCAAAACGUCCACAGGAUUCUGGUCAACCUCAUGAAGUACCUACAGAAAUGGAAGCGGUACCGACCUCUUUGGAAACUGGACAAAGCCAUUGUGAUGGAGAAAUUUGCCGCCAAGAAACCUCCUUGUGUAGCGUACGAUGAAAAGUUGCAGUUCUACUCCAAGAUUGCCUAUGAAGUUAUGCGGCACCCUUUAGUUAAGGAUGAGCACUGCAUUAGGCUUCAGCUUGGGCCUCUGGCAAACACGGUGCAGGAAAAUGCCAAGUCCUGGGUGGUUUCGCUUGGAAAACUUCUCAGUGAGUCAGCAAAGGAGGAACUCUACAACCUUCAUGAAGAGAUAGAGAACCUGACCAGAAGCCUGAAGAAGAGCCCCAAUACCCUUGAGGACCUCAAGUUUGUCCUUGCAACAAUUGCAGAAAUUAAAAGCAAAUCUUUAGUCAUGGAACUGAAAUACAGGGAUAUUCAGGAAAGACAUCGCACCAUGGCCAUGUAUAACCUCUACGUAUACGGCCAUAGAUUUACUCAUGACUUCAAGUACAUUUUGUUUGAUGGCGACGUGGACGCCCUGUGGGUAGAAAACAUGAAUUCGGUGAUGGACGACAACAAGCUGUUGACGUUGGCCAACGGCGAGCGCAUUCGGCUUCAGGCUCACUGUGCGCUGCUUUUUGAGGCAAGUAUUUAUUGGUCUGUUUAUCACUUAAUAGGAAUAGAACUUUUAGCCACUUUUGAAAGAGAGCUGAUAAGACAUGAGAAGAACCGUCAGGAGCUGGCUAACGCAGAGAAACUUUUUGAUCUCCCAAUUACAAUGUACCCAGAGCUGCUCAAAGUGCAGAAGGAAAUGAGCGGGCUGAAGCUGAUUUACAAGCUGUACAAAGACCUGAAGCUUGCAAAAGAAGAGUGGUCUCAGACACUGUGGAUCAACCUGAACGUUCAGCUUCUCCAGGAAGGAAUCGAAGGUUUUCUCAAGGCCCUCAGAAAGCUGCCCUGGCAGAUCCGAAGCUUGUCAGUGGCCCACUACUUGGAAGCAAAGAUGAAGGCGUUCAAAGACUCGAUUCCUCUACUUCUUGACUUGAAGCACGAGGCACUUCGGGACAGGCACUGGAAUGAGCUUAUGGAAAAAACUGGCGUGAGUUUUGAAAUGACUGAAACGUUCACCUUGGAAAAUAUGUUUGCUAUGGAACUUGACAAACAUACAGACAUUCUCAAUGAGAUUGUCACAGCAGCUGUCAAGGAGAUCGCCAUUGAGAAGGCUGUGAAAGAGAUUUUGGACACGUGGGAAAACAUGAAGUUUACAGUGGUCAAGUACUACAAGGGCACCCAGGAGCGGGGCUACGUGCUGGGGUCGGUGGACGAGAUCAUCCAGUGCCUCGAUGACAACACCUUCAACCUGCAGAGCAUCUCAGGAAGCAGAUUUGUGGGGCCUUUUCUGGACACGGUUCACAAGUGGGAGAAAACACUUUCUCUAAUAGGGGAAGUCAUUGAGAUUUGGAUGUUGGUUCAGAGAAAGUGGAUGUACCUGGAAAGCAUUUUUAUCAGUGGAGAUAUCAGGUCACAGCUUCCAGAUGAGGCGAAGAAGUUUGACAACAUCGACAGAGUAUUCAAGAAGAUCAUGGGUGAGACCUUAAAAGACCCUGUGAUCAAGAGAUGCUGUGAAGCCCCAAACCGCAUCAGCGACUUACAACACAUCAGCGAGGGCCUCGAGAAAUGCCAGAAGAGCUUAAAUGACUACUUAGAUUCCAAGAGGAACGCCUUCCCCAGGUUCUUCUUCAUUUCUGACGACGAGCUGCUCAGCAUCCUGGGAAACAGUGACCCGCUCUGCGUCCAGGAGCACAUGAUCAAGAUGUAUGACAACAUAGCGUUGCUGCGGUUUAAUGACGGGGACAGUGGAGAAAAACUGGUGUCCGCCAUGAUUUCAGCGGAAAGGGAGGUCAUGGAGUUCCGGAAGGUCAUUCGGGCCGAGGGACGCGUGGAGGACUGGAUGACGGCCGUUUUGAACGAAAUGCGCAGGACUAACCGGCUGAUUACCAAAGAGGCUAUUUUUAGAUACUGUGAAGACAAAAGCAGGCUGGGGCUGACAACAAAGCUGUACAUCCUGAACCCCAAAGCCGUGAGCGUCAUCGAGCUGUACGGCAUCCUGGACCCCACCACCCGAGACUGGACGGACGGGGUGCUGUCGAACAUCUUCAGGGAGAUCAACAAGCCCACGGAUAAGAAGGAGCGCAACUCCCUCUGGAGGACGCAGAGGCCUAGAAAGCAGAAGGAACUGGUGCCAAGGCCACAGAUUGGAACGUGGGCUGUCAGAGCCCCAUCCCCCAAACACAGCUGCCAUGCCGGGCUGCCUGUACAGCAAGGAAAGGCAGCAGAGCAUCAUGGAAAGUGCUGGAACCCCCUCCUGAGCUUUUUCACCUCUAGACGAGUUGGGGAUUUACAGUAUGCUUCCCCCGCAACUGUGUCUCGAUGUGGAAUGGUGUAUGUGGAUCCUAAAAACUUGAAAUAUCAACCAUACUGGAAAAAAUGGGUUAAUCAAAUACAAAACAAGGCGGAGCAAGGCGAUUUGCAGAAUCUCUUUGAGAAAUAUGUGCCCUAUCUCAUUGACGUGAUAGUGGAAGGAAUAGUGGACGGGCGACAAGGAGAGAAGCUGAAGACAAUAGUUCCUCAGACAGACCUCAAUAUGUUUGAAGGGCAUGAGAUCUCACUGGACCCGCGAAUGGGCAUCUUCAUCACCAUGAACCCUGGCUACGCGGGCCGCACGGAGCUGCCCGAGUCGGUGAAGGCGCUCUUCAGGCCGGUGGUGGUGAUUGUGCCCGACCUGCAGCAGAUCUGCGAGAUCAUGCUCUUCUCCGAGGGCUUCCUCUGGGCCAAGCAAAAUAGACCAUUGUUUACUGCAGGUCACCUUCCAACCUUGUAUGACUUCCAUUUUGAUCCCGCGCAGAAGAAAUGGAUACCGUGGAAUAAAUUAGUCCCCGAGUAUGUUCACGUCCAUGAGAGGAAAUUUAAUGACAUCCUGGUUCACACAGUGGACACGACCCGCACUGCCUGGGUGCUGGAACAGAUGGUGAAGAUUAAACAGCCUGUUAUCUUGGUUGGUGAAUCUGGCACCUCGAAGACAGCCACUACGCAGAACUUCCUCAAACACCUGAACAAAGAGACGAACAUUGUGUUAACAGUCUAUUUCUCCUCCCGCACCACGUCCCUGGAUAUCCAACGAAAUCUAGAAGCAAAUGUGGAAAAACGAACCAAAGACACUUACGGCCCCUCCAUGGGGAAACGCCUCCUGGUCUUCAUGGAUGAUAUGAACAUGCCAAAGGUGGAUGAAUACGGCACACAGCAGCCGAUUGCCCUCCUGAAACUGCUGUUGGAAAAAGGCUACUUAUAUGACCGUGGGAAGGAGCUGAACUGCAAAAGCAUUCGAGACCUUGGCUNACCAGGUACUGGAAAAACUGAGACCACCAAGGACCUGGCCAAAGCCCUGGGCUUGCUCUGCGUUGUAACCAACUGCGGCGAAGGCAUGGAUUACAAAGUGCAAGAGCACAUAUCAAACUUGGUUACGGAGCACUUCAACGAUGACGUGGAGGUGGUGAUGAGGGACCCCAUCCUGUUUGGAGACUUCCGGAUGGCUCUGCAUGAAGAGGAAAUGCGCAUUUAUGAAGACAUCCAGGAUUAUGAGGCGGCCAAGGCUUUGUUCCAGGAAAUCCUUGAGGAGUACAAUGAAAGCAACAUCAAGAUGAACCUGGUUCUCUUUGACGACGCCCUGGAGCAUCUGACGCGCGUGCACCGCAUCAUCCGGUUGGACAGCGGCCACGCCCUGCUGGUGGGCCUCGGCGGCUCUGGGAAGCAGUCUCUGGCCAGGCUGGCUGCCUUCACAGCCGGCUACGAGGGGAAAGUAUUUUACCACCUGUUAGAGAACCUGAGUGAUGCAGUCUUGGCCCUGGGAGUGAUCACUGAUUGUUUCGACAGAUUUUUAGGAGGAUCCACCUCGCGCCCAGUAUGGACUAAUUCAAUGAUCCCGGUAGACAAUAUAGAAGAUCUGGUAGAGCACAUGGUUUUGGUCCACGAAUCCGUGGGUGAAUUCAGCACACAAUUUCUACAGAAACUGAGGCGCAGCAACUACGUGACUCCCAAGAAUUACCUUGAUUUUAUUAACACGUACUCGAAGCUACUGGAUGAGAAAACACAGUGUAAUAUAGCGGAGGAGAAGAAGAAGCUUGCGGAGGAAAAAGCCAUGGAGAUAGAGGAGCAGAACAAGAUCAUCGCGGUGGAGAAAGCUGAGGCUGAGACGGCGCUUGCCGAGGUCAUGCCCAUCCUGGAGGCCGCCAAGCUGGAGCUGCAGAAGCUGGACAAGUCAGAUGUGACCGAGAUAAGCCACAGGGCCUGUGUGCCGUCAGGAAGAGGGGCCGGUGUGGGUGGGCAGGCGCGCUCUCCCGUGUGGCACGAUCUCCCUGGGGCACUGUUAGCAGAUCUCGCCGGUACUGGAAAAACUGAGACCACCAAGGACCUGGCCAAAGCCCUGGGCUUGCUCUGCGUUGUAACCAACUGCGGCGAAGGCAUGGAUUACAAAGCGGUCGGGAAGAUUUUCUCUGGCCUGGCACAGUGUGGGGCUUGGGGCUGCUUCGAUGAGUUCAAUCGCAUCGAUGCCUCUGUGCUGUCAGUCAUCUCGUCCCAGAUCCAGACCAUCCGAAACGCCCUGAUUCAUCAGCUGUCCACGUUUCAGUCAAUCAGAAUGUCUCCAAUAGAACUUCUCACAGUGAACAGAAAUUCUGCCUUCAUNGGGCUGGGGUCUGAGAACGUCAGGUGGCUGAAGGAUUUGGACGAGCUAAUGCACCGGCGGGUGAAGCUGCUGGGGGACUGCCUGCUGUGCGCAGCCUUCCUGAGCUACGAAGGUGCCUUCACGUGGGAGUUCCGUGACGAGAUGGUCAGUCGCGUGUGGCAGCUCGAUAUCCUGGAGCGGAGCAUCCCACUGAGCCAGCCCUUUCGGUUGGAAAGCCUGCUCACCGAUGACGUUGAGAUCAGUAGGUGGGGCUCCCAGGGACUGCCCCCCGAUGAGCUGUCCAUUCAGAACGGCAUCCUCACCACCCGGGCCAGCCGUUUCCCGCUCUGCAUCGACCCCCAGCAGCAGGCCCUCAACUGGAUAAAGAGGAAAGAGGAGAAAAACAACCUUCGGUGUGGCUAUGGAGUGAUUUUGCCAGUAACGCGAGUCCUCAGGGUCCCGAAAUGCCGCUGGGACCCACCCUCGGCUUGCCCCAGGCACAGCUGCGUAGGCGAGAAGACACGGCAGCCAGCUUGUCGGGGACCAGCUUGUGAGGGCCUCCCCUUGUCCCCCGCAGUCACGCUGAAGGGCCUGGAGGACCAGCUGCUGAGCGUGCUGGUGGCCUACGAGAGGCACGAGCUGGAGGAGCAGCGGGAGCACCUCAUCCAGGAGACCAGUGAGAACAAGAACCUGCUGAAGGACCUGGAGGACUCCCUCCUUCGGGAGCUGGCCACCUCCACGGGGAACAUGCUGGACAACGUGGACCUGGUGCACACGCUGGAGGAGACCAAGGCCAAGGCCACAGAGGUGUCCGAGAAACUCAAGCUGGCGGAGAAGACUGCCUUGGACAUUGACAGGCUGCGGGAUGGCUACCGGCCAGCCGCCCGGCGGGGGGCCAUCCUGUUCUUUGUGCUGUCGGAGAUGGCCCUUGUCAACGCCAUGUACCAGUACUCCCUGAGUGCCUUCCUCGAAGUCUUCGGGCUGUCACUUAAGAAGUCGCUGCCUGACUCCAUUCUUAUGAAGCGAUUAAAGAACAUCAUGGACACACUGACCUUCAACAUCUAUAACUACGGUUGCACAGCCACCGUGCUGUACAAUGGAGCUCCAGGGUUGAGCAGUGCUUCUUUCACCAGGUACGUGCAGCCCCCUGUGAUCAGCUUUGAAGCCAUCUUCGAGCAGAGCACUCCAAACUCACCCAUCGUGUUCAUCCUGAGCCCCGGCUCCGACCCUGCCAGCGACCUUAUGAAACUAGCCGAGCGCAGUGGUUUUGGGGGGAACCGCCUCAAGUUCCUUGCCAUGGGUCAAGGUCAAGAAAAGCUGGCUCUGCAGUUGCUGGAGACAGCGGUAGCUCGCGGGCAGUGGCUGAUGCUGCAAAACUGCCAUCUUCUGGUCAAGUGGCUGAAGGACCUGGAGAAGUCCCUGGAGAGGAUCACCAAGUCCCACCCAGACUUCCGCCUGUGGCUCACCACGGACCCCACCAAGGGCUUCCCCAUCGGAAUUCUGCAGAAGUCCUUGAAGGUUGUCACGGAGCCACCCAAUGGGCUGAAGCUCAACCUGAGAGCAACUUACUUCAAGAUCUCUCAUGACAUGCUGGAGCAGUGUCCACACCCCGCCUUCAAGUCCCUGGUCUACGUGUUGGCGUUUUUCCAUGCGGUGGUGCAGGAGAGAAGAAAGUUUGGGAAGAUCGGGUGGAACGUGUACUACGACUUCAAUGAGUCUGACUUCCAGGUCUGCAUGGAAAUUCUGAACACGUACUUAACAAAAGCCUUCCAGCAACAUGACCCUCGGAUCCCGUGGGGCAGCCUCAAGUACCUCAUUGGAGAGGUCAUGUAUGGAGGACGGGCCAUCGACAGCUUCGAUCGGCGCAUCCUGACCAUCUACAUGGAUGAGUACCUGGGGGACUUCAUCUUUGACACCUUCCAGCCGUUCCACUUCUUCCGGAACAAGGAGGUGGACUAUAAAAUCCCUCAUGGUGACGUCAAGGAGAAAUUCGUUGAGGCCAUCGAGGCCCUCCCACUGGCCAACACACCAGAAGUGUUCGGUCUUCAUUCCAACGCCGAGAUCGGGUACUACACUCAGGCUGCCCGAGACAUGUGGGCUCACCUGCUGGAGCUGCAGCCCCAGACAGGGGAGUCCAGCAGUGGCAUCAGCCGAGAUGACUACAUCGGCCAGGUGGCCAAAGACAUAGAAAACAAGAUGCCCAAAACCUUCGACCUGGACCAGGUCAGGAAGCACCUCGGGAUGGGAAUAUCGCCCACGUCGGUGGUGCUCCUGCAGGAGCUGGAGCGCUUCAACAAGCUCGUCAUCCGCAUGUCCAGGUCGCUGGCCGAGCUGGAGAGGGCCUUGGCUGGAGAAGUUGGAAUGAGCAGCGAGUUAGACGACGUCGCCAGGUCCCUUUUUCUCGGGCAGAUCCCUAACAUCUGGAGAAAGCUCGCCCCUGACACCCUGAAGUCCCUUGGAAACUGGAUGGUCUACUUCCUGCGGCGGUUCAGCCAGUACACGUCAUGGGUCACCGAGGGUGAGCCCAACGUGAUGUGGCUCUCGGGGCUGCACAUCCCGGAGUCCUAUCUCACAGCCCUGGUGCAGGCCACGUGCCGGAGGAACGGCUGGCCGCUGGACCGCUCCACCUUGUUCACGCAAGUGACCAACUUCCAAGAUGCCGAUGAAGUGACAGAGCGGGCAGGACAAGGAUGCUUUGUGUCAGGACUAUAUCUAGAAGGCGCCGACUGGGAUACAGAAAGAGGCUGUCUCAUCAAGAGCAAACCCAAGGUGCUGGUUGUGGACCUGCCCAUCCUGAAGGUCAUCCCCAUCGAAGCCCAUCGCCUCAAACUGCAGAAUACCUUCCGGACGCCGGUCUACACCACCUCCACCAGACGGAACGCCAUGGGGGUUGGCUUGGUGUUUGAGGCCGACCUCUUCACUACGAGGCACAUUUCUCACUGGGUGCUGCAAGGGGUCUGCCUCACCCUGAACUCUGAUUAACCCUCUGGCUGAAGGGUGAACAGUGAUCAAGUCGGCUGUCAUUUCUUGGGGCCUCUCAAGAGGCAGGAGGGGACUGAUGAUUUUUCUUUCAUUUGAAAUAAGCCAUUUUAAUCUCUUUCCACAGAAAUUAACCUGGUUUUGUUUUUUUAAGUUUUUUUUAGGAUUGAAAAAAAGUAAACUCAAUACGAGAGCAUUUUGAGAUGUUAAGUUUUCUUUUCCUUCUCAGAGGAAAUAGUUAAGAUUGAGCAAAAGUGCCUGGCUUGUCACUGGCACAAGUGAAAAUUCUAAUGUAAGUUUUCAAAGGCGUGUUUUUGAUGAUCCGGGUCUGUUUCAGCAGAUGCCUCUUUGGGGCAAGAUCUGUCUGCUGAGGUGUGGGGUACAAGGCCCAGGUGCUGGGCGGGCUCAGGCAGAGCCCUGCUUCCGUGGGUAGAUGAUGCCGGGCACAGAGCAGAGGUGCUCCAUCACUUCCAGCGCCUCCUCCCCCUUCUAGAACCUCUGGCCAGUUUCCGGUCUGUCAGCGUGCGGGUGAGGCCGUUGAGCUGCCCCCACCCUGCCUGGGUCUGUGUGGGGAUGGUCGCUACUGGGUGUCCCUUCCUUGUGCAUGCCAUGGGGCAGCCUGGAGCCCUGGCCAGGCCCAACGGGAGGUGGGCAGUGGCUUUACUCUUUGAGGGAGGGGCCAGGCUGAGUGCUGGCAGGACACAGGGCGGGGGCCAGAAAUGGGCAAGAGUAGCUUUGCCAGAACUUCAGCAGCACAGAACGUGCUAAUGGAUGGUCCCGGCAGUGAGAGUAACGGGACCUCGCUUUCUGGAAGUAAAAACCCCCACCCUCCCAAGGGCGAGAGUGCAGUAGUUACGGGGUACGGUGGGGUGGUGGUG